AAUUAUCUCAUCAAAUUUAUCAUGAAAAUGACCGCAUAACUAUUCUUAAUUCCAUUUUUAACUUUAAAUUUAAAUUCCUGCCUGCAUUCUCAUUCUCAUUUUAUUUUCCUUUCCCUAUUUCACACGUACAGCAAUAGAAUCCAACGACACAAGAACCACAUUGCUCCCAAAAUUAGCAUAUAACCGUCUUUCGCAUCAUACAAUAAACUUCCACACAAUAAUCGCUUAUUUGGUUUUUUCACGUUUCUUCCACUUCGAGUAAAACUCGAUCAUCACUUACACUGUUAUCGUUAUCAUCACUGGCUUCAGAUUUCGUUGUCAGUAAUCACUCAAGUGUCGUGGUUUUGCCAGAUCUUGCGGCGUUUAAUUAGGGCUAUUUCAGUAGGGCUUGUUUUCUUGUUACACCAUCUUUUGGGUCUUGUAUGGAGGAUACAUCACACUUGCUAAAUGGUGAAGAAUAGCUCCUCUGUUUAGUUUAUGAUCACACAAUCAGAAAAGUGUGGACAUAAUGGGGACCAGUGCUCGCAGUUCUACCAAUAGAAAACCAAAUGAAAGUAUGAGGCUUGUUCUGACAACUUUUGCUGGAAUACUUUUUGGCUUCUUUAUAGGAAUAUCCUAUCCAACAUUAACUACAAAGUUGAAUAUCUCAUCUAACCUGCUUCCCUCCAUAGACGUGUCUUCCAUUGAAGACGAAUAUGAAAGUGGCAAUGCUCGGUCUUUUAUGGAGAAUAAUAGCAGCGACUCAUCAAAAUAUCAGUUAUUAAAUGACACGCUGAAGAUUUGGAUUCCAUCAAAUCCAAGAGGUGCAGAAAGAUUACCUCCUGCGAUAAUUGAAGCUGAGUCAGACUUUUAUUUGCGUAGAUUGUGGGGUCAGCCUAGUGAGGAUUUAACCUCAAAGCCUAAAUACCUUGUGACCUUCACUGUUGGUUAUGAUCAGAAACAUAAUAUUGACGCAGCUGUGAAAAAGUUUUCAGGGAAUUUCACAAUUCUUCUGUUUCAUUAUGAUGGCCGAACAACUGAAUGGAAUGAGUUUGAAUGGUCAAAGCAGGCUAUUCACGUGAGUGUUCGCAAACAGACCAAAUGGUGGUAUGCCAAACGGUUUCUGCAUCCUGACAUUGUGGCACCAUAUGACUAUAUUUUUAUGUGGGAUGAAGAUCUGGGUGUUGAGCAUUUUAAUGCAGAGGAAUACUUAAGACUGGUGAGGAAGCAUGGGUUGGAAAUUUCACAGCCUGGUUUGGAACCCAAUAGUGGUCUGACAUGGCAAAUGACAAAGAGAAGAGGUGAUCGUGAAGUUCACAAAGAAACAGAGGAGAAACCAGGAUGGUGCAGUGAUCCUCAUCUGCCACCUUGUGCAGCGUUCGUUGAGAUUAUGGCUCCAGUGUUUUCACGUGAUGCAUGGCGCUGUGUGUGGCAUAUGAUUCAGAAUGACUUGGUCCAUGGGUGGGGUCUUGAUUUUGCUCUUAGAAAAUGUGUUGAGCCGGCCCAUGAUAAGAUAGGAGUUGUUGAUUCUCAAUGGAUUAUUCAUCAAAGUAUCCCCUCACUAGGGAAUCAGGGAGAAUCAACUUCUGGGCAAGCGCCAUGGCAGGGGGUGAGGGAGAGGUGUAGAAAGGAGUGGACAAUGUUCCAGAGUCGGAUGGCAAGUGCAGAAAACGCAUAUUACAAAGCCGUUGGAAUUGAUUUAUUUAAUUCAACUAAUCCUUAGGGGACGGCAGCACCUAUCGGAAGACGACUUGUACACAACCAUCGCCGUAUUGUCUACGAAAUUUUACACACAAAUAUAUGUUUUCUUACACUCCAUUCACAGAGAAUUGUGUUUUGGUUAGUCAUAGUGUAGUAGCUAAGGACAAAACAAGUCGAUGUAGAAUUUGAGAGCUGAGAGUUAGAAAAUUAAAUAUAGGUAAACUUAUAAUGUUCUUUUAGAAUCUUUUACCUAGUUGAUUUGGAACGGUAUAUGGAUAUCUGCCCAACUUCGUCAAACCACUAAAAAAAAAUAAAGUUUAAAGGGUUCACAA
Messenger RNA from Lathyrus oleraceus (garden pea), 2012 nucleotides. RefSeq lists its product as uncharacterized. The coding region runs from base 509 to 1702 and encodes 397 amino acids. NCBI's taxonomy places the organism in Eukaryota, Viridiplantae, Streptophyta, Magnoliopsida, Fabales, Fabaceae. The transcript is spliced from 15 exons. The record is from RefSeq and is a predicted model, not a curated record.